Messenger RNA from Kogia breviceps (pygmy sperm whale), 2402 nucleotides. RefSeq names its product thioredoxin related transmembrane protein 3 (gene TMX3). Gene Ontology annotation, cellular component: cell surface; endoplasmic reticulum. Gene Ontology annotation, biological process: peptidyl-cysteine oxidation. Gene Ontology annotation, molecular function: protein disulfide isomerase activity. NCBI's taxonomy places the organism in Eukaryota, Metazoa, Chordata, Mammalia, Artiodactyla, Physeteridae. The record is from RefSeq and is a predicted model, not a curated record.
UUUCCGGGAGCGCAGGCGGCGGCCGCCGGUGUCUCUUUCUCUCCGCUCUGCAGAGUCGGCUGUUGCAGCUCCUCUGCGGCGAGCAUGGCAGCUCGGAGACGCGGGGCCGCCCUGCGGCUCUGCGCUACAGUUUUUUUACUUGAUAUGGCUUUCUGUAAAGGAUAUGUAGAAGAUUUAGAUGAAUCAUUUAAAGAAAAUCGAAAGGAUGACAUUUGGCUUGUAGAUUUUUAUGCACCGUGGUGUGGCCACUGUAAAAAACUGGAACCAAUUUGGAAUGAAGUUGGUCUCGAGAUGAAAAGCAUUGGUUCUCCAGUUAAAGUUGGAAAGAUGGACGCUACUUCCUAUUCCAGCAUUGCUUCAGAGUUUGGAGUUCGAGGUUAUCCAACAAUUAAGCUAUUAAAAGGUGACCUGGCGUAUAAUUAUAGAGGACCACGAACUAAAGAUGAUAUAAUUGAGUUUGCUCACAGAGUGUCUGGGGCUCUAAUUCGGCCACUUCCAAGUCAGCAAAUGUUUGAACAUGUGCGGAAGAGGCAUCGUGUAUUUUUUGUUUAUAUAGGUGGAGAGUCACCUCUGAAGGAGAAAUACAUCGAUGCUGCUUCAGAAUUAAUUGUAUAUACAUACUUUUUUUCUGCCUCAGAAGAAGUCGUUCCUGAGUAUGUGACCCUGAAAGAGAUGCCGGCUGUGCUUGUUUUCAAAGAUGAAACUUACUUUGUUUAUGAUGAGUACGAAGAUGGUGAUCUAUCAUCUUGGAUCAACAGGGAGAGGUUUCAGAAUUAUCUUACAAUGGAUGGCUUCCUCUUGUAUGAACUUGGAGAUACCGGAAAGCUUGUGGCUAUUGCAGUAAUUGAUGAGAAAAAUACAUCAGUUGAACAUACCAGAUUAAAGUCAAUUAUUCAGGAAGUUGCUAGAGAUUAUAGAGACCAGUUUCACAGGGAUUUUCAGUUUGGCCAUAUGGAUGGAAAUGACUAUAUAAAUACCUUGCUGAUGGAUGAAUUAAAAGUCCCAACUGUGGUUGUACUGAAUACUUCAAACCAACAGUACUUUUUACUAGAUAGACAGAUUAAGAAUGCAGAAGACAUGGUCCAGUUCAUUAAUAACAUUUUGGAUGGCACAGUAGAUGCCCAAGGAGGGGAUAGCAUUUUGCAGAGAUUGAAAAGAAUAGUAUUUGAUGCCAAAUCUACUAUUGUGUCUGUAUUCAGGAGCUCUCCGCUUAUGGGCUGCCUCCUCUUUGGCCUGCCGCUGGGUGUCAUCAGCAUCAUGUGCUACGGUAUCUACACGGCUGACGCGGAUGGAGGUCACAUAGAGGAACGGUAUGAAGUGUCCAAGAGUGAGACGGAAAGCCCAGAACCGGUAGAAGAGAGCAAAGGAGAACAGGAGCCCAGGAGUGGGGACUCUCCGGUGCCUGCAGUGCAAGAACCCAAAGAUGUGUUAGAAAAGAAGAAAGAUUGAGACUUCACUAAGAUAAAAUAUUUCAUAGGAUUUCAAAUUAUUAAAGAGUCUAUUUAUUGAAUUUAGACAUUUAAUCAUGACCUCUACAGAAGAGAACAUGGUGUUUGUAUUUUGCUGACAUCAACUGCAUGGGUUAUAAAAUAGUCCUUCCGUAAAUGGGGAGAUGCUUGGAGCAAAGAGAUGAAACGUUUGUCUGAAACAAACAAAAUCAAACCACUCCAUCAAAGUUUACCUUAUAGAUGUAGUUCUGCCAGAUCAGUUCUAUUUGCAUGUUUCUCUAUCCGAAUAUUCUGUGACAAAGUUAAGAUUCUUGGGCAGAAUAUUUAAAUUGGCCAGGCAGGUAGAAGAUACAUGUGUGAUAGAGAAAACUCACACCUCCGCCUCCUACCAUCCAUUCUCUUCAUGUUUUGGAUAAGAUUUAUAUGGACAAAAUUAAGUCUUUAAAGUUUAGGCACUUUAAGGAGAACUAAUAACUUUUUCCAAGGAUCAGAUUAAGAUUAUGAGAUAAAAUAAUUCGGUUUUAUACAGAAUAGUUAUUUUAUUUUGUUAUUUUUAAAGGAGAGGAAAUGUUACUUUUUACCUUUAUACUCAGUUGCAUUAUAAAACUUUCAUAUGGGCCUAUAUCGUGGGAAAAAAAAUAGUCUUAUGUUUAAUCUUUGCAGGAGAAACAGGAUUUACUUGGAUCAGUGAUUUCAAAUGAUGCCCUGGACACCGAGAAGGUGUCUCAGCCAACACUGCAGGAAGGGAGGGGGCGUCUCUGUCACUCCUACACUGCUUUAGCCAGAACAUCCUACUUUUAUUUCUCUGUUUUACAUGUUGGGAUUUCAUCUAAAAUUUUUUCUUUGGUAAAAAGCUCCUGCUGUUUUUUAAAAAGUAAUAUAUAUCAUGUUUUUAUUUUAUGGUAUGGUAACUUUAUAGUAAUUUAUAAUCGUGUGUGUGUGUGUGUGUGUGUG